GAAGAUGUCGUUUGCGGCCACAGAUUUGAACCAUUUUGCUCAAACGUCCAACUUUCAGGUUUUCGUACACGUUAUAUAUGAGCGAAUCUCCUAUCCUCACGCUACGAUUUGUCUGCCAAGAUGUGCUGUUGCAGACAUUUACGAAGACAGAUUGUUUUGUGUGCACGUACCUAGUAAUUCUUUAUCCUUUGAUUUUUGUGGACAUGUUGGCAGUCCUGAAACAAUAUUGGCGCCAUAAAGUUGAUUGUUGUGAUAGUUAAGAUUGCUAGUGCGUUUAAGGGAAUUUUGGGGGAAACAAAGCUGAUAACGUAUCGGAGAUCAGUGCAACAUGUUUUACAAUUACCAGUUACUGUGUUAUGCCAAGAAGGGGAAAUUCUCUGUCAUAUGGCUUGCAGGAAAUCAUAAAAAACUGUCUCAAAAACAGAUUAUGAGUGUAAAUAUUGAAGUAUCAUGUGUGGAAAUUAUACAAACAGUGAAGACAUCUAGUAGAAACAAAAAUGAACGUUUUUCCUUAUAUUUGUCAUCCGUUCUCAUGAAUGGCUUGUGCAUAAUAAAGAACAGACAAUGUGAACUGCUGCUUGACCAAGUGAAGGACUGGUUUAUGUUUCAAGUGGCUGCAAAAACAUUGCAUGAAGACUUGUCUGUUCGUUGGACUAUCAGUAUGGAUAAGCGGCGGACCAAACGGAAGAAGAGAGAAAUUGAGGAAGUAAGUGCUGACUUCGUAGCACAAGCACUUCGUGAACUACAGUCAUAUCCUUCUCUAUCCCCAUCACACUAUCCUCAGCAAGUGGAACCAGAAAUAUCACUACAGCCAGAACGAACGCCAAUAGUACCAACAGCACAGACCCAGGAAAAGGCUAUAUUAAUGAGCCUUGUGCAUGAAGAUGAUGAUGAAAUUAUGCAGAAAUUAGACAAAAUAUUUGGCCAGCAAGAAGUUACAGAAGAGGAACAGAGAUUACCAAUUGGCGAAGGCUUGCUUGUUCCACGUGAAACAGAUAAUGCAGCAGACCUGGAAGCCCAGGGAUUGCCAAGAAGGACAACAGAUAAGGCACAGAGUAUGGAAGUUGUUCGGCACACGGAAACACCACCAGCAGUAGCAAUAUUUACUGAUGUGCAGCAGCUAUUAAUGACAGAAGAUCAGAGGUCUUCUUCCAUAUCAUUAGUUCAGCCACCUGCACCACUUUUGCAAAUACCUGAAGCUGAAGAACAUUUAGCCAUCCAGUCUCUUGAAGAAUCAGUUCCAGCACCAGCUGAUGGUGCCCUUGCUCAUAGACCUGAAGAUUUAGAUGUUACUCGGCCAAGAAAAAGAAUGAAGCGUUCCUUGCCAAGAGAAAGAGUGAUGCAUCACGUUCCAAUCAUAGACAGACAAACAGAAUUGACUUUUACAAGACAGAAUCUGGAUGUAGAUGUGCACAAAGAGUAUGAGGAUGUUUUCAGCAGCCUCAUGGAGCUUCUUCCUCCUAUGGAAGAGCCUGUCAAGAAUUUUUUACCUCUUAGUCAAGAUGAAGUGAUGCGAGGAUCAUCAGAUACCCUUGAAAGAUUUCAGCAGUCUCUAGGUCGGAGAUCUUUGGAAGAAACAUCUAGAACAAAGAUGAGUGGAGAAGGUCAGAAGCAGAUGGUCCCUGCAUCGGAGCUCUAUCAUAUUAGUGAGGAAGCUGCUGUUCUUCCAGAAUCUGCCGUUAUGCAGGAAGGCUUGAUACCAGAACCUCCAAGGGAAGAAAAAUCACUUCAGGUGCCAAUCACCUAUGAUGAACCAGUCCCAGGUGCAGCAAAACCAGAUGACGCAGAUGUAAGACCUACGAGGGAUGCACAGGAAGAAAAAGCUGAAGAUAUGGAAGUGCAGGCUGUUGUUGAUGUACCACAAUUUACAGAAAGACAGGAAGAAGUGUCUGAUCUUUUGGAGAGAUUAUGUUUAAUUGUAGGGUUGUCUGAUGAAGCAUACUCAUUUGAUGACUUAUGUCCACUGUCCACUGCUAAAUCAACAGCAGCUUCUGUUUUCUUGCACCUGUUAGACCUGGACAAUCGACAAAGCAUCGCUUUAGAGCAAGAUAACAGCACAGACUUUGCACCUAUUUACAUUACACCCACUGGUGUAUUAUAAUGCCACUGAACUGGAUGAACAUGUCAUUUGCACGCUCCAUCUCAUAAAGGUUUACUUUGUAUACAAUAUGUAUUAGAAUUGAAUUUGCUUUUAGUCACAGUGAAGAUUAUAGAAUCAUAUGAUUUAUGGGCUCAGGUCACGGUGAUAGUGAGAAGUUGCAUACUUUACUGUAGUAAGAAUAUGUGAAAUUCUACUUACUGUAAUAAUUAAAAAAAUAUGUUGCCAAA
Messenger RNA from Schistocerca gregaria, 2328 nucleotides. RefSeq lists its product as uncharacterized. Gene Ontology annotation, biological process: mitotic sister chromatid cohesion; replication-born double-strand break repair via sister chromatid exchange; synaptonemal complex assembly. The transcript has 18 exons. The coding region runs from base 329 to 2101 and encodes 590 amino acids. NCBI's taxonomy places the organism in Eukaryota, Metazoa, Arthropoda, Insecta, Orthoptera, Acrididae. The record is from RefSeq and is a predicted model, not a curated record. Gene Ontology annotation, molecular function: protein binding; chromatin binding. Gene Ontology annotation, cellular component: cohesin complex; synaptonemal complex.